This is a messenger RNA of Drosophila gunungcola (fruit fly), 5579 nucleotides long. It is a transcript of the gene wry, whose product is annotated as protein HEG. Gene Ontology annotation, cellular component: plasma membrane; protein-containing complex. Gene Ontology annotation, biological process: establishment or maintenance of epithelial cell apical/basal polarity; heterophilic cell-cell adhesion. The record is from RefSeq and is a predicted model, not a curated record. Gene Ontology annotation, molecular function: calcium ion binding. NCBI's taxonomy places the organism in Eukaryota, Metazoa, Arthropoda, Insecta, Diptera, Drosophilidae.
GUAACUUUGAAGCGUUACGGUUGGUCGCGAUUUCGAAUCGGAAUAACGUAUAAAAACCAGAAAAAGUUUCCCCCGGUCGAAGUGUGUUUACAUUGUUUUGCAAACUAAAAUUUACAAGCGCCAUGAACGGAUAUUUAUAAAAAUAGUAAAAGGCCAGCGAAAAUCAAAAUAAAAAUUUAUAGCAGUGAGAUUAAAUUCGCAAAGUCAGAAAAAUGUGGAAAAUCUGCAUUUUUACAUUGGUAAUUGCGGUGGUGGCGGCAGCAGCAACAACAGCAACAACUAGUGAAACCAUAACAAACGACUUGACGGCAAAAGGCAACCGAACGCAGUUGAAAAUUUCUACGGAGGAAUUGAGGGAAAUUUCCGCUGUGGGCGGGUCAACCUCAACGGCCACGCCCACCACCACGGCCACAACUAGUACAACAACAGCCAGGGCAACAACAACUUUGGUGGAGGAAAAUGGUGCAAGCCCAAAAGACGGGCUAAUGACAACCACCCAAAAAAUGCCAGCAGCCGAUUUGGUUGAAAUAGGUGGCAUUAAGGAUGCACUGCAUCGCAUUAAAUUGAGCGAAAAGCCAGUUGAUGGUACGGCAACAACCACCGAACAACCGGAAGCCAUGGAUCAGGAUCAGAAUGAGGAGGAGGAUGGGGAUGAUUUGACGCCCACCAUCUCGCCGCUGCAAAUUCAAAUGCAGGCUGCUGCCUCAUAUCAAGUAGCCGAAACGUUGGCCGACUUGAAUGAGGAGGAGCGCGCCCGAUACGAUGCCAUGCUGGCUCAGCAGCCCACGGCCAGUAAACUGAAUAUAGUGGAUCUGUAUCCAUUAAAGCUGGACGAUUUCCAGCCAAUCAUAGAAAACGACAACGAUGAGUUGAUCAAGCAGCGGACCAUUUUCACACAUCCCGAAAAUGCCGAGGAAUACAAGCAAAAUCUAAUGCCCAACGAGGUGGACUUGAUGGGCAAUAUAGAGGAGAAUGAAGUGAGGGAAAAAAUCAAAAUAAAUCAGGAAAAGUUUGUUACCACAGUGAAGCCCACUACAGUGAGACCGAAUCAAGGAACCACAGCUGAUUUCACGGGCAAACUGCUGGCCGAUCAAGAUGAUUUGAUAACCGAAAUAGAGAGCAAAUUUCAACUGCAUGAAACCACAACCAUUAGGCCAAGGACUAGUACUAGCACAACUAUUUCGCCUACCAGACAACAUCCGGGCCACACUUUUAUCGAUCGAAGGGUGAAGAAAAGCUUCGAGUUUCCCAUGCAACAUCGUGCCAGCGACGUGAUGGCCAUGCCGCACAUUGACUUUGCCAACACCAAGUUCCAACAGGAUGCCGAUCCCCCAGCCGCCUCGCAUCCCGAAUUCUCCACCACAAAGUUCUACAACAGCAAGGAGCUGUACAACGAAAUGUUGCUGCACAACAAGCGCAAGUUAAUGAAGGCAGCAGCCAAAGCUGAAGGCAGCAGUCCGAUAAAGUCAGCGGAGGAUACAACUCGGGUCACAACAAACUUGAACGUGACGCCCGAAGGGCAAACUUUUAACCCAACCACAAGUACAGCGAGUGGAACCACCAGCAGUGCCACAACACCAAUAACUACAACUACAACUGUUACUGAGUCAGCUACAACAACAACGACAACAACAUCAACAACUACUACUGGCAGUUCAACAACAACUAAUGGAAAAUAUCAAAAGCAGCUUAAGCGUGCCAAAUUAUUGCUGAAGGCCUUGACACCGCCGCCAAAGUCCAGUGACAAGACGACAGCUGCCGGGGAAUCCCCAUCAUCGACUUCCACAUCGACCACCACGACGGCCACACUGCUGGCCAGCGCCAGGACUCGCACUCGAACCCGCACCCAUCCGCCUUCCUAUCCGCCAGCUAAUCCCACUAAGGCCGCCUCAAAGCCAAUCGCCAGGCCGCGCAUCCUGAGUCGCCUGCAGGAGAAAAUCAAUUCGCUCGAAUGCGAGAUCCCCCCAGUGCCGCAGGAUUCACAUCUGUGGCGAGGCAAUGAGACCCACGAACUGCUGCUGCCCAUUGUGACCACGGAACAUUGUAGGCCGGAUGAGCACUGCAUACCGAAUGUUUUAACCUGGCGCGGUGAGGCGGAAAUCCAGUCCGGCGACAUUUUAAUUGUGGAAAUCAAUGAUGCCAUGUUAAAUCCAUCGCAUGAGCCGAACAACACAAGCAGCGCGGUACAUGCCACACAGGUGUACCAGGUAACUCGUUCCGGCCACGAACACUGCGACGUUACCGAGGGCGUCCUGCUGGAUAUCACGCCGCUGGUGGUCGACGGCAGGAAACUGGUUACACUGUACGAUAAGGACCUCACCGAGGGAGUUAACCUGCUAAUUGUGGUUUCCGAGCUGUGGGGAGCGCAGUGUGUGCGCCUAAAGGUGACCACGAAAACCGACAAUUGCGGCGACAACGCCGACUGUUCCGGCAAGGGAGUGUGCUACUCGAAUGCCGGGAUGGAGGAGUACGAGUGCCAGUGCUGCAGUGGCUUCGCAGGACCCCAUUGUGAGGAGAUCGAUGCCUGCAACCCGAGUCCCUGCACCAACAAUGGCAUCUGCGUGGACUUGUCGCAGGGUCACGAGGGCAACUCUUACCAGUGCCUUUGUCCGUACGGAUAUGCGGGCAAGAAUUGUCAAUACGAGUCGGAUCCCUGCAAUCCCGCCGAGUGCAUGAAUGGCGGCAGCUGUGUGGGCAACUCCACGCACUUUCGCUGCGAUUGUUCGCCAGGGUUCACAGGACCUCUGUGCCAGCACAGCCUGAAUGAAUGCGAGUCCUCGCCGUGUGUUCACGGUAUUUGCGUGGACCAGGAGGACGGGUUCCGGUGCUUUUGCCAGCCAGGAUUCGCCGGCGAACUGUGCAACUUCGAGUAUAAUGAAUGCGAAUCGAAUCCGUGUCAGAAUGGCGGCGAGUGCAUCGAUCACAUUGGCAGCUACGAGUGUCGCUGCACGAAGGGCUACAGCGGCAACCGUUGCCAAAUUAAGGUUGAUUUCUGCGCCAACAAGCCUUGCCCCGAAGGACAUCGCUGUAUUGAUCAUGGAAAUGAUUUCAGCUGCGAAUGCCCAGGAGGUCGGAACGGACCGGAUUGUAAUCAAAUGCCACGAACGUACUUCCAGCAAUGCAACGUGAAUCCCUGCACCCACGGCGGCACUUGUUGGUCCAGCGGCGAUAGCUUCUACUGCGCCUGUCGACCCGGCUACACGGGAACCAUGUGCGAAGAUGAGUUUGUGGUGGAGACGGUCGUUAGUUCCAGCGAAUUUAUUGUGGACGAUGCCAACGCUAGAAAUUUUAAUGACAAAACUUUCGGUUCAUCGGUUGUGCUUAAGAGUCCCAUUGAAUUGCAUAAUGCAUAUUUUGCGGCCGGAGUCCUGGCAGCCGCCAUUUUCAUCGUUGCCGUUGUGGUCACCAUUUGUCACUGCAAGGUCAAUCAGACGUAUCGGAAAUUCUCGACACGUUCCACCUCGCUUAUACCCAUUCUGGGCUUCAGUCGCCGGCCAAAAAUGCAGGGCAAGCUGAACAAACACUGGCUGAGUGGAAAGGGUGCUGCGAAUGCGACGGCCGCGGGCAGUGGUGCCAAUAAUGUGGCGCCCGCGGGUGGACCGAGGGGCGUGACCGCUGGAGGCGGUGUUCAGCAGGUCACAAGGCAUCUGCCAGGACAGCCGCAAACGCAGACCACGCUGGGUGGCCAGCUGCAGGAGCGACCUUUUCAACGGCACCUGGCCAUGAAUCUCGAGAACGACAUGUACUACACGGUGGACUUUAGCGAGAACUCACAGCACUCACCGUUGAUACAGUGAGACUUGGAUAAUAACGGCAGCGGCGGAUGGUCAGUCAAAUUCACCCCACACAAACUGGAGUGAGUGGAGAAAAUAUAUUGGGUUGGGUUUUGGGUGUGAUUGUGUAAUUAUCUUUGAUGCUACUCGUUGAAUAUUCCAAAUAUUGAACAGUAACCGAUAAUAAUAAACUAAAAGACAUGUGUGAAUUAAAUUUAUUGAUUAUGAUUCCGGCUAAUGCCAAGAACCCAUAUAUGUAUGUAUGAUUAAUACAUGUAUCUCUGGCAUAAAUAGGCUUAGCAUACUUGUUUAUCAAGGUUUAUUUAGGCUAAGCACACACAAACACAAGCACAAACACACACAGAAAGGAUAAUGUUUGAUUACAAAACACACCGAAUGAAGGGAGAUCAUCUAGAAUUAUGUAAAUGUUUUAUAUGCUUGCAUUAAACCUACUUCAGAUUAUGUUUAUUGUAUGAGUUUUGCAAAUUUGAAACUGUAUGUAAGUUUUCUCAUGUGGAAUCGUUUUAUGUUUUUGGCCUGAAGGAGUGUACUUCAGAUAUGGCAGAUUUUCUAUGCUAAUUGUGGCCAUAAAACCUUCAUAAACUUGUUAUGCAAAUGUCCGGUCUCAAAGUUAACUUUAUAGGUGCGCAUUUGCAUAUGGACAUUUCCAAGAUAUUAAAUGAUUUGGCUGGCCAAAAGACAAAAGAGGUUCUCUGUAAUUUUAAUUAGUUAAAGUAAUCCUUGGGGAAAUUUAGGAAAACUUUUGACCAAACAUCAAAGAGAUUCGGACUAAUUAUAUUUGUCAGUCUGAAAAUAUGUCACUCUAAUGGGAAAAAAAAAUAAUAUUUGAUGCCAUUUAAUAAAGUGUGGUUUUUGUACCGCAUUUUCAUUUGCAAAUGUUAGCAAUUAGUUAAAUAAUAAUAAAGCCCAAAACAGAAUUAUAUUGUUUUGCGUUUUCGGUCACCAUGAAAUCAAUUUGCUCUUGAACGUGUCGCAAAUAUUGAAAUUAUAUCAACUAAUUUCACGAAAUGCUGUUUAGUUUAGUUUUAAUUAAUUUUUAAAUUGAGCUGGAAACGGUUGGGUGAUUUAAAUUGAAUAUGGUCAGGGCAGAUAUCAGAGAUUAUUGCUGCUCCUGGCCCCCAAAUGUUCGACCGCAGUCGAAAGUUGUUAGUGAAAAAUAAUUAGCAUAAAUUAAAAUUGUAGCCACAAAAGUUAAUAUGUUUUUUGUGCAUAAAUAAUAUUUAUUUUGAAAUCGUUUCCAUAAAUGAAUGUGUGGUGCGUGUGUCCGGGUGCUGGCCGCAUUUAGCAUAUUGCUGUUGAUAUGUAAACAUUAAUACUGAUCGAAUUGCACAAGAGGUCGGCACAAAGUUGAGCUCUGCUGCUAUUUAAAUCGAAUGAAAAAUCCACACAGAAAAAAUACCGUCAGGCAAAUAAGUGAAUUAAAUUGAGACUUGAUGCAUCCAUUUUUUGCAUCAAUAGACUUUCGUGCAAUUUGGUAUGCAAAGAAAAAUGAGAUUGUAAUUAAAACGCUAUAUUAAGUAAUUAAUAACGAUAAAGUGAGGCAAACCAAAAAGCAAAAAAAAAAGAACAAGCGGAAAACAAAUAAUAAAAAAUUAACAAGAAGCCUUAGCCUAAGGAAACAAAAACAAAAAAAAGAGAGCAAAGCAAAUGAAAGUAUUGUAAUGAAAAUGAAAUAAUAAUAACAAUAACAGCAACUUAACCUAUGGCAAAACACUUGGCGUUUUGGGCAAUUACAAUUUAAUUUUUAAGCCAAUCAGCAAAAUAAAGUGGAAAAUUCCAGCGAAA